Molecule: messenger RNA, 3510 nt
Organism: Linum trigynum
Lineage: Eukaryota; Viridiplantae; Streptophyta; Magnoliopsida; Malpighiales; Linaceae
Source: the annotation of a GenBank genome assembly
UUGGUAACUAAAUGUAUUUUUAUGCAUACCAUGUUUUACUAUGGUCGUCGAUGAUGGUAAUUAUAUUUAUAUUUGUUUUUAAAUGGUUUUACGUUCUCUUACCAUGUGGUAUUGUAUGGUAAUUAUGAUUAUUUUAUGGUAAUUCGAUUUACCGUGUUCUACUAUGGUGGUAUUGUAUGAUAGUUAGAUUUACAAUUUGUUGUAACAUGUUUUACCACGUUAUACCAUGUGGUAUUGUAUGGUAGUUAGAUUUCUAAUUUUAUUUUAGCAUUUAUAUCAUAUGGUAUUGUAUGGUAAUUAGAUUUGUAAUUUUCUUUAGCAUAUUUUGCCAUGUUUUACCAUGGUAGUAGAAAGUGAUAGUCCUAUUCAUACUUGUAAUUACCCUUCUUGGCAGAGAAUUAUUAAAUGAAAAAAUCAUCAUUCAAUUUGAGUUGGAGUUGGGGUAGAGAGAGCUGAGAUUGUUGAAUUCAUAUUUGUUUUAGAGAUAGAGUUAGUGUGUAUAGAACAUGUACUUUUUUUUUCUCUUUUAGUUGUAGAUGGGAGAGAGAAGAAAUAGUUUAAUUUUUCUUUUAACAAUAGAUAAAAGAGUGACAGAGGAAAACGUGUGGAGGACGGGGAGUUGGAUCCACGUUCGGUCAAAAGUAGGCGUCAGGUCGUUAACAUUAAAUGAGGGGUGGAUGCAAAUUACCCUACUGCCCCUCCGUGUUUCAUUUAAAUAAAAGAGAACGGUUCAGAUAAAGACACGUGGAGGAUAGAGGAAGGGGUUACCCACAAUUAUUGAGGAUAUGGUUACUGACCUGAUCCGAACCCGUUAAGCCGGGUUCCUAGCCUAAAAAGGAAGCUGGGGAAAAAGAGUUUUGCAACCAUGUUAGUUGACGUGCACCCACAACCUCCGCCUCCUGGAAGUGGGAAACCGGGACGGCCGGAGACGGCGGCGACAGAAGGGAGGCGGUUGGCCAUAGCCCAUAGGAGAAGGGAAGAGGAAUAAUAGCAUACAGAGAAAAAGAUUCUUUUGGAGGACCGGGAAUUGGGUUUUGACAGUUUGACUCGUAGCUAUAUUAUUUGUUUGGUACAAUAAUAAACUCGAGAAGGAAGGAAAGAAGCCCUCAUUUUCUUUCUUUUCUCCUUCCUUCCUUCUAGUUUCCUCUGUCUCAAUCAUAGUUCUGUGCUUUGCUUUCCGUCUGCAGUUUACCCUCUGUAAUUUUCUGUGCGAUCGGACACUUAAACCCAGGAAAAGGUUCAAAUUUUGAGUGCAGCGGCGAUCCUAAUUCUCGAGCAGCACUCCGAACAUACUCCUUCCUCUCAUAUACAGAUAUCUUCCUGCUUUGUUCAGUUUCCACUUAGGUUUUCGUAUUUUCUCUUCAAAGGCAAAGCUACAGAGUUGGGUUCUCAGCCUUUCAGCUUUCAAAUCCCCUGAACUAUGCGUCCUGAUUAUUGCAGUGAUUGCCUCAAGCUUUUCCGUCGUCUUCUUGAAAUAGGUUGUCCUGGGGACAGCUCUUCUUAUCAUGGCGUUUGAUCAGUGUAACAUCAUAUCUCGAGCUUGCUUCUGAUCAUCUGUUAUCGAUACUUCACUGGGUUUACCUCGAAGUUGUCCGCUUUCGACUUCUAUACUCCUUGAUUUCGUCCUUCGGAUUAGUUGCAGCAAUUUUCCAUAACUUUGUUUCUAGACACUUGGUUAACAUGAUUGAAUUAUAGGCUUCCUAUGUCAAUCGCCUGUUGCAUUCCGGUAGUGGAAUGUGUCUACUGUCUGGCAUGUGUUCGCUGGGCAUGGCGAAGGUGCAUAUACACUGCUGGCUAUGAGAGCGAGAAUUGGGGCUUAGCUACUUCUGAAGAGUUUGACCCUGUCCCCCGCCUAUGUCGCAUAAUCCUUGCAAAUUAUGAAGACGAUCUUCAUAAUCCCAUUUGGGAACCACCCGGAGGUUAUGGUCUUGAUCCUGAUUGGAUGAUGGUGAAGAAGAAUCAUGAACACACGGGUGGCAGGUCCAGUCCUUACUUGAUCUACAUCGAUCAUAAGAAUGCUGAUGUGGUGUUGGCCAUUAGAGGGCUGAAUUUGGCUAUUGAGAGUGACUAUGCCGUUUUGCUCGAUAACAAGCUUGGACAGACUAAGUUCUGUGGUGGGUAUGUGCACAAUGGCCUACUGAAGGCAGCCCAGUGGGUUUUUGAUACAGAAUGUGGAGUUCUCAGGGAGUUGAUCGAGAAGAAUCCAAAUUACCGGUUGACAUUUGCUGGACAUUCCUUAGGUGCCGGGAUAGUUGCAUUGAUGACGAUUUAUGCCCUUCAAAAUCGAGGUAGAUUAGGGAACAUAGAGAGGAAGAGAAUCAGAUGCUUUGCUGUGGCUCCUCCAAGGUGCAUGUCCUUGAACUUGGCUGUCAGAUAUGCAGAUGUUAUUAACUCAGUUGUGCUUCAGGAUGAUUUCUUACCUCGUACAACCAUGGCUCUGGAAGACGUCUUCAAGUCACUUAUCUGUUUCCCUUGUCUGCUUUGCAUAAUGUGCUUGAAGGACACUUGCACUCUUGAAGAGAAGGUGCUUAAAGAUCCAAGGAGGCUAUAUGCACCCGGUCGCCUGUAUCACAUUGUUGAGAGAAGACCCCUCAGGAUAGGAAGAUUUCCUCCAAUUGUCCGGACAGCAGUCCCGGUGGAUGGGAGGUUUGAGCACAUGGUUCUGUCCUGUAAUGCAACUGCCGACCAUGCCAUUAUCUGGAUAGAGAGGGAAUCUCAGAGAGCUUUUGAUCUAAUGCUGGCGAAUGACAGGAUGAUGGAGAUUCCAGGGGAGCAGCGGAUGGAGAGAAAGGAGUCUCUGGCACGAGAACAUUCCGAGGAGUAUGAAGCAGCUCUUCAGAGAGCCGUUGCUUUGGACAUCCCUCAUGCACAGGCAUCGUACGGGACAUUUCUCGACGCAGAAGAAGGAGAAACCUCUGGGGGCAGCUCAUCAGGGACUGCUGCAGCUGCUGCUGCAACUUCGUCGUCCUGGUCUUUCGGGAAAAUGAGGGAGAGGCUUGAUAGCUUUGUCGAUCGUAUGUUCGAUGUAGAUGAAUUUGGUCACAUGGUGUUUAAGAAGUCUGUCCCGUAAAUAAACUAAUAAAGUGAAACUACUUUGCCUGACUUCGUUUUAUUCUACCCAAUUUUUAUUUUGGUGUGUUCAACAAGCCAUCGAGUCAAACUGGCUCACGAAUCUUACAAGUUGAGCAAGGUGUAACUCGACCUCGACUCAUUAAUAAACGAGUUGAGUGUCGAACACCGAACUGCCCGUGAGCAGCUUGGCACAACCCUAGUCUUACCUUGCCCAAUAUCAAUCUUUCGUUUUUCUUAACACUACAGCUUUAGGUAAAAAAAAAAAGCCUCUUUCUUGUGAUGUGUCUUACCCUACCCAACAAAUUUGCAUAAUUUCGACCGAAGUGGACAACAAAUCAACAAUUGUGAAAUGAUCGGUGUCGUCGCACAAGCAAGCCGAAGUUUGCAAAAAUUGUCAAUUUUGGUACAACAUUGUUUUAAUGAACAAUUUUGUUAUGA